UUGGCACGAAAUAUGCAGAGAGAGAGGUUGCUCUUUAACGAGAAAGAUUUAUGUCGAGAAGUGACUAGUUCGCCAAUUGCUUCCUGGUAUUCUUUAUCGCGUAAAAUGUAUUGCAAUGGAAUAUAUUCAGAUAGUUAUUCCUCGCGUAAUAAUACAUAUUCGUGACAUAUUCUUCGUGUGCCAACCAAUUUUAAGGAUGAUCGGUGCGAUGCCAGCGGUGGCAGUACGCCACGAGCGUAAACGGCAGGAAAAAAGAUUAAAACGUCCUAGCCAGCUUUACCUGGGGGGCCAAUGGAUGCCACCGCCUCAAGGUUCGCCACCCACACCCAGCCCCCAUGGCCACAACAGCCACCUCGAGCCUUUGCCCGAGCUGUAUCUCUGUGGCAAGAUAUCUGGCCUGCACGCGGUUGUGGUGUGCCUAUUGUUGGGUGCAGUGGUGUUAGUCGUCGGUUUGGUACAACUUGCGCCGGGUGCGACGACUACAGAUCAUAGACUCGCUUUGCUCGUUGCGGGUUCUAUUCUACUUCUCUUGGGCAUCAUUUUGGCCGGUGUCAGAUGCUACGUGUUGCACUGCGUCCCAUUACCGACCGAGUCGCCCGUAGCGACGCCACUUCCGCCUCCCACCAAUGAUCAAGCUGGACUUCCGCGAGGCACGAUGGAUCUUUUGGUCGGUCAUCAGAAUCAACCAGAGACCGACGCGUUAAUGCACCCUGAACAUCAUCAUCAGCAUCAUCAGCAUCAUCAUCAUCACCAUGGCAAUCACAAGAAACGCAGUUCUCAGAGUUCUCAUUCCGAUGAAGCCUAAUAAUCGAUAUUAGAAUACACCGGUUAAUUAAAUGGAUUCACUUAAUCAUGAAAGUAUAUAUAUAUAAUAUAUAAUAUAUAAUAUAUAAUAUAUAAUAUAUAUAUAUAUAUAUAUAUAUAUAUAUGGAAGAGAGAACUUCUGAAUCGUUGCAAACCAAAUUACAAAGAGAAAGAAAGAAAUAUAGAUGAAGAAAGAUUAAAGAGAAAAUUGCGAAAAAAUAUAGAUUAAAGCUUCUGAAAAGUAAAAUGGAGAGUAAAUGGUGAGAAGAGUCUGCACGUGUAUAUUAUACUCGAUUCUUUUAUCUUUUGUAACUUUCUAUAUAUAUAUAUAUAUAUAUAUAUAUAUAUAUAUAUAUAUAUAUAUAUAUGUAUGUAUAUAUAUAUAUGUAUAUACAUACAUACACAUACUAUAUAUACAUAUAUAUUAUCGACAUGCAUACAUGUACUCAGUUUGAAUCGUCGCUGAGGAAAGUGCACUUUUCUAUCUUGUACGCUUGGUGUUCGGACUUUAUCUAACCACGAUAUCGUUUUAUUGAUGUUAUUACUCUUCUUGGAUAAAGAUGGUUCGUAGAUAGAGAUUCUUUCGAUUACUUAUAGAUGCAAAUAGUGGUUGAAAGAUCUUGCAUAGGAAAUAAGGAGUGGAAUAACUUUCUUAUCGCAGUUUCUGAAGACAAAGUCGAUCAACGUGGUAUAGAAUUUUAUGAACGAACCUUUAUAUAUAUAAAGAGAAAAUUUUUCUUGGAAGUUUGCAAUCUUGUUUUAACUUUAAAAAUCAUUUAAAGUUGAAGGAAAUAAAUGUUAAGCGUAUUUUAAAUAAGAUUUUUUUUUUACUCUAUCUCAGAAAGUACUGAAUAUUGUUGAUAAUUUAUGAAUGUUUUAUUUUUUUUUUUUUGCAGAAAUAUUUCAUUUAAUAUGUAUAUUGAUUUGUACGUAAUAAUGUUAGCAGAUUAGGAAUUUAAUUAUAAGGAAAAUAGUAAUUAUAGUUGAGUAAUUAUAGUUCUUCCACGAGAAAAGAUUAAUUUAUAACACAAAAUGGGGAAAAGGAGAAAAAAAAAAUUCUCAAAUCGAACACCAUGCAUGCAAUUGAAAA
Messenger RNA from Apis mellifera (honey bee), 1894 nucleotides. RefSeq lists its product as uncharacterized. The record is from RefSeq and is a predicted model, not a curated record. Lineage: Eukaryota; Metazoa; Arthropoda; Insecta; Hymenoptera; Apidae. Bases 116 to 805 code for a protein of 229 amino acids. The transcript has 4 exons.